This is a messenger RNA of Periophthalmus magnuspinnatus, 5019 nucleotides long. It is a transcript of the gene trim62.1, whose product is annotated as tripartite motif containing 62, tandem duplicate 1. The record is from RefSeq and is a predicted model, not a curated record. Bases 232 to 1659 code for a protein of 475 amino acids. Gene Ontology annotation, biological process: positive regulation of canonical NF-kappaB signal transduction; innate immune response. NCBI's taxonomy places the organism in Eukaryota, Metazoa, Chordata, Actinopteri, Gobiiformes, Gobiidae. The transcript has 6 exons. Gene Ontology annotation, molecular function: zinc ion binding; protein binding.
CCCUUUUUGUCUGAGUUGGUACGGUCUGUUGCCGCUGUGUUCGCUCGUCUUCCUGAAAGAGCCCUGUACUGGAGCCACAGAUGUCGCUGCGAGGACACCAAAACUAGAAAGGAUUUCUUGAAGAUCUCGUCAGUCCACUCCCACAUGGCAGCGAGCCUCUUCUGCACACACGAUUAAACUACAUCCAAUAAUCUACAGGUUUUAGAUGCAGCUUGAUUUCAGUGUUCUCAAAUGGCUUGCUGUCUGAAGGACGAGCUCCUCUGUUCCAUUUGCCUGAGCAUCUACCAGGACCCUGUUAGCUUUGGCUGUGAGCACUACUUCUGCAGAAAGUGCAUCACCGAGCAUUGGAGCAGACAGGAGCCGCACGGACCAAGGGACUGCCCAGAGUGUCGCCGCACCUUUGCCGACCCUCUCCUUUCUCCCAGCCUCAAGUUAUCCAACAUCGUAGAGAGGUAUUCGGCUUUCCCCCUAGACGCCAUUCUCAACGCCCAACGGAGCUCCUACCCCUGUAAAGACCACGAGAAAGUCAAGCUCUUCUGUCUGACAGACAAAAGUCUGGUGUGUUUCUUCUGUGACGAGCCGGCGCUUCACGAACAGCACCAGGUGACCACCAUCGACGAAGCCUACGAGGAGAUACAGAGGGAGAUGAAGGAGCAGCUGGCCUCUCUUCAGGACAGUGAGAAGGGCCACACCGAAGCCCUGCAGCUCCUCCAGAGACAGCUCACCGAGACCAAGUCUUCGGCCAAGAGCCUGCGUGCCACCAUUGGAGAUGCGUUUGAGCGCUUGCACCGGUUCCUUCGUGAGCGUCAGAAGAGCAUGCUGGAGGAGCUGGAGAUGGACACCGCCCGUAAACUGGCCGAUAUUGAACAUAAAAUCCAACGCUACAGCCAACAGCUCCGGGACGUCAAAGAGGGAAUACAGAUCCUACAGGAGAGACUCAACGAGACUGGGAGACAUGAGUUUUUAGAGGGGGUCGCAGUCACUUCAGAGAGGAUCAAGGGAAAGAUACAUGAGACCAAUCUGACGUAUGAGGACUUCCCGACAUCCAAAUACAUGGGGCCCUUACAGUACACUAUAUGGAAAUCUCUGUUUCAAGAUGUAUCACCAGUGCCGGCCGCAUUGACCCUUGACCCCAUCACGGCUCACCAAAGACUGAUUCUGUCGGACGACUGCACCAUCGUGGCCUACGGGAACCUGCACCCUCAGCCUCUGCAGGACUCCCCCCGACGCUUCGAUGUGGAGGUGUCUGUCCUGGGAGCGGAGGGCUUUAACUCGGGCGUGCACUACUGGGAGGUCAUGGUGUCCGAGAAGACCCAGUGGAUGAUAGGCGUGGCUAACGAAAUGGUCAGCCGCAAAGGGAGCAUUCAAAUCCAGCCGAGCAGAGGGUUUUACUGUAUCGUGAUGCAUGAUGGGAACCAGUACAGCGCCUGCACAGAGCCAUGGACACGGCUCAAUGUGAAGUCCAAGCUAGAGAAAGUCGGAGUCUACCUGGACUAUCCAAAGGGACUACUCAUCUUCUACAACGCCGAUGAUAUGUCCUGGCUUUACACCUACCGAGAGAAAUUCCCAGCUAAAGUCUUCCCCUACUUUAGCCCCGGCCAGAGCCACGCCAAUGGAAAAAACGUACAGCCUCUACGAAUCAAUACAGUUCGUCUUUAAUCGUGAAACAAACUGGUAAUAUAUAGAGGUAGUCCUGAGAAUUCACAGGACGAAUCAAAAUGUGUAAUUGGGUGUUCCUUUUGAUUUUGGUGUUCAAAGUUGUGCGUCAUGUUGCUAUUCGAUCCUGUGCUCUUGUUUUGUUUGUGAUUUAAAUCAGAUGGACUUAAAUGGCCUGGAAACUUAAUUAAUUUAUUCUGAAGCUGCAAACAAAAAUACACAAAAGGUGGACAGGCCUUUCCCUCUGGAGUCAUGUUGUGCUGAUGUGAUAAGAACGAUGGUAAUGGCUUUGGCUGUUAAUUUAAUUUUGUUGCAUAAUUAGUAUUAUUAAUAUUGAAAAAAGUGAAUCAGUUCAAACAUGUCUGAUUAGUAGAUGAUAAGGAGUACUACCAGGAUCAGUUGGUACUACAAUAGGUUCAUUUAUAAUUUCUUAAUAUAUAUUGUCAUGCGUCAGUUCCUCAAAUUUAAAUGCAAUAUAAUUUACAUUGAAUUAAAAUUGUGCAGUGUAACAUUUCUGGUAAAGGUUAUUACUUUGCCUAGAAUGUUCCACAGAAUUUGUAUUAUUUUAUUUAAUUAUAGCUGUUUUAUUGCUCAAAAUACAUGAAAAUCAUGAAGUCUAGCUGGCAGCUCUCCACAGAUCUGGCCUGUCCUGGUGCCACCUGCUUAUUUCCCAUAAAGAUAAAUACGUUUAGAGUAAUACUGUGAAUCAUUCCAGGCUAAGCAAUAACAUCUCCAAUGAGACAAGGAACUGGUGGACCCGCCCCCAAAAAGGACGCAUUGAUAGUGCACCUUGGAGGAAAAAAGUAAUUGUAAAGAUAAAUGGAAACUAUGUCUUCAGCACUCACCAAACUAAACCCAUUCUGAACCUACAUAUUGUUUUCUCCAGUAGGAAUGACUCCAUAAGUCUGGGAAGUGUUGAAACCCAGUCUUGCACAGUUCCAGAGGUAUCACCACUCCCUUUUUCCGAUCUUCCCAAAUUUCUUAUCUGACUCGGACAAUGCGAUCUCCGGCCCCCUCUCUGUGCUGUACAGUCGCCUUAUCUGUUUGUGGAAUGUGAUGGCUCUCAACUCCUUUUGGUGGACUCCCUAACAAAAAAAAAAAGAACAGGCCUGGAUCUAUCUGCACUUUUUACCCAGAUUAAGAUGUCAAGUCAGUUCCCUCCUUUACAAAACAUCCAACAGCUUUUCCAUGUCACCUAUAGACGACGUAAUAUAAGGACUAUAGUAUAUUCUCAUUUCUGUCCACUGCCGGUUUAAUUGGAGGUAAAGAAUGUGUCGAAAUGCUGCUAGAGGAGGUGAUGGGACCUGCAUGUUUGUACAUAUGAGUGUGUAGGAGGAAGAGGUCGAGUUAUGUUGGGUUAUGGUCAUGUUUCUGCUAAUUAAUUCUGAGUGUACAUAAUGUUUUAGUUAAAGGUUUUAUUUCCAUUACAUAGCCACAUGAGAUGCAAUACAAAUUUGAGCCCUGGCUACAUGUAUAUACGGGUUAUUGUGCAACUAGUUCUUACAGGUGUACUAGAAUGUUCCACAGUAUGGUAUUAAAUUAAUCAAACUUCUUGUGCAAAUUGUCAAUUGGUAGUAGAAAGUAGAAAUGCUUUCUUCAAACGAAUCAUGUAUUGUUUUAUACAUAUUUUUUUUAAAUCCCUACUACUAAAUCCCUCCUUACAGGCAGGACUAGAAGCACUCCGCUGCCACAAAAGUACUUCAUACAGUGAUCCAUGUACAUGUAGCUGGGUCAUGUUAGCCAGAUAUUUCUGCAUAUAAAUAGUGCUAAUGAAUGUUCUUGUGAUCAAGUUUUUAUUUUGUUAAAUCAAAUUGAUUUUCGGGGUAAAUGGCAAUAAUUAAAGUUGCACAAUGUAACAUUUCUGGUUGAGGGAUAUGCCACUUACUUAAUGACUGUCUCCAUGGAAGUGUCAUUGCUUUGCCUGACAUUAACUUGUCUAUCGUGCAUUUAUUGAAUAAAAAAAAAAAAAGCGCAUUCUUACCAUGGGAAGGGUUGCCUCUCCACAGAUCUGACUGGUUAGCUGUCACUUCCUGCUCGUCCCUCUGGAGAUUAGAUUAAUGGCAUGUUUUGGAACAUUCCAAACACAACAGUAACAGCUCCAUGGAGGCAAGCACAUGCACGACCCUUCCCCAGAAAAGUUGCAUAGUGCAGCUUUAAGUCAAAUGUAGUUGGAUUUACAUCAUGUUCGUGCUUUUUACUUUAUAUCUUUCACAUUCCUCCAGUGUUGUAAAAGAAACCACUAAUCAUUCCAGCUCAAUCGUAGAUUUAGAUCAUUUUGCCCCACGUGCCUCUUGUUUUUUGUUUUUUUUUGUUUUUUUUAGCUGCUCACGACCCUGCUAAGGUCUUACUAAGUCCACUUUUCAGAGGCUGCUGUCUUAACUAAAAAUGAAGCCACGUGUUUGAACUUGUAGCUAAAUGUGAUGGUUUAAUUCUCGUGUCAUUAAUCUCCUCCUGCCCCUAAAGCACAUUUUACUGUUGCAGAAAGUGGGACCUCCAGAAAUCAGGUGUAGACCUAGAUUCACAAUGCCCGUUUCUUUAUAUUCAUAUGUAAUUUGUCUUUGUUAAAUAUAGUAAUUGGGACAGCGAAUGCCCUUAUUUUAUGGGAUAUUAAUUAUGCACAAUAUCUAUGUCAAAGCGUUUUCAAAUUACUGUUUAAGUUGCACAUUUUCUACAGAAUGUUAUUAAAGGUGCACUGUGUGAGAGGUGCACUGGAAUGGUGAAGAAAGUGAAGAGAACGCACCUGUGAUUUGGUAGUUUAGGGGUAAAUGCUCAAUGCAAGUUACCAAGGCAACAAUACUGUAAGAAACCUGGAUUACUGACCCCUUGAGGUUGGAGUUUGUAUCUUUGAUCCUAUCACAAUUGUACAGGAGAGCGAUUCCAGGCUUGAUCAAAUUAUUGACUUAAUUUAUCUCAAAUCAGUACUAACAUGAGUUGAAUAAUUGUGUUGACCAACCAAUGCUGAUGAAAUAUUUGUUGAAAAAAUGCUUUACGAUGGAAGAUUUUGUAAAGGAAAUUUGAAGAAGUUUUGACAAUCAGGAUAUCCAACUGCUUUGUUUUGUUUAGUUUUUUUUAAUUAAUUUGAAUGUUUGCUUGUAUAAGACUCACCUGGUUGGGUUUUGUAUUGUAAGUAUUUAAAAAUUAGCUGGUGUGCUGCCCAAGGACUUGAUCUUAAAGAGAUUGCAGAGACAGCGGGUAUGUGUGUUACUGUUAUCUGGUGAUGGAAAUAGUGCUUACAUAAUAUUAACUAUGACACUUUUAAUGAUUCUGAUGAUUGUGUUCAGUGUGUGGACUCACUCUGGUGUGCCUGCUGCUGGAGGCUUGUGGGAAAUGUUUUAAAUGUACAAUAAAUGACAAAUGAUAAAA